Messenger RNA from Dracunculus medinensis (Guinea worm), 1233 nucleotides. NCBI's taxonomy places the organism in Eukaryota, Metazoa, Nematoda, Chromadorea, Rhabditida, Dracunculidae. The record is from the annotation of a GenBank genome assembly.
AUGUUCCAUUCAUCUCCUCUAUAUAUUAUUGGUGGUCGAGCAUUUGUUUUUCCAAUUAUACAAAUGGUUCAGCGAAUUCCAUUAAAUACAAUUACACUGGAAGUAAUAAGUCCUCGUGUUUAUACUCAGAAAGGAGUUCCUAUAUCAGUUACUGGUAUUGCACAAAUAAAAAUUGAAUCGAGAAAAAAAGAAAUAUUAGCAAUAGCAUGUCGUCUGUUCUUAGGCAAGACGGAAAUAGAAAUAAAACAAAUAGCUCUUGAAACUUUGGAAGGCCACCAACGUGCAAUUAUGGGUUUAAUGUCUGUUGAAGAAAUCUAUCAAGAUCGUAAAAAAUUCAGCGAAAAAGUAUUUGAAGUGGCAAAAUGUGACCUUAUAAAUAUGGGUAUCUCGGUUGUAUCGUAUACUAUCAAGGAUAUACGCGAUGAUCAUGGAUAUUUGAAAGCUUUGGGUAUGAAGCGGACGGCUGAAGUAAAGCGGGAUGCCCGUAUUGGUGAAGCUCAAGCAACAAGAGAUAAGAUAAUUAAAGUGAUGGAAGUUGCAGCAGAGGAGCAACGUAUGAUAGCAAAAUACAAAAAUGAUAUUGAAAUCGCUAAAGCCAAACGAGAUUUUGAAUUAAAACAAGCGGCAUUCAAUUAUGAUGUUAAUGUUAACAAAGCGAAAGCUGAUUUUGCCUAUCAACUUCAGGCUGCUAAAACGAAACAGAAUCUCAAGGAAGAAAAUAUGCAAGUGGCAAUCGUCGAACGUACAUCUGCUAUAGAAGUCGCAAAAGAAGAAGUGAUUCGAAAAGAACAAGAAUUAAAUGCUACAGUUAGGCGUCCUGCAGAAGCUGAAAAAUUUCGAUUGGAAAAGAUUGCAGAAGCUGAAAAAGAAAAAAUUAUUUUGAAUGCUGAAGCUGAAGCUGAGGCUGCGAAACUCCGCGGCCAAGCUGAUGCUUAUGCUAUUCAAGUAAAAGCGGCAGCUGAUGCAAAGCAAAUCCGUGAAAAGGCUGAAGCCUUUAAGGAAUUCAAAGAAGCAGCUAUUACUGAGAUGACUAUCAAUAUGCUUCCAAAGCUGGCCAAUAAAGUAGGUGAGUCAAUGCUUGACGGUGUUAAUGAAAUAAAAAUGGUGUCAACAGGUCAGAGUGAUAUUGGUGCAGCAAAGAUUACAGGAGAGAUGGUCAGUAUAAUGGAGAAAAUUCCACAGCUUAUGAGUAAUGUCACUGGCGUUGACUUGUUCAGGGGACAAGUAUAUUAG